GGUUGAAAUAUACGGAAUAAUUUUGGGUGUAGUAAACCUACACUACACUUAAGAAAACCGGCAAAAAAAAAAUAAAAACGUUACGUUUAAAAAGAAAAUUAAAAUGCGUUACGUCGGUUAUAAUAUUAUUUGUUUUAUCAUAUUUAUUAUACGAUAUUCAUCGAGCAAGGAAAUAUCGUUACAAAAUGAACUCGAUCAGAUAAGUGAUUCGGAAUCCCUAACGCCGCAUUCCAGAACACGACGUUGGUUUCCUUUCUAUACAAUUGGUCGUUUUGCCAAUGAGGUGUGUACAGGCAAGAAUAAUCUUCAUGGCACUUGUAUGGUGAGAGGAGAAUGUGCCGAUAAUGGAGGAGUUUCAGCAGGAGGUUGUUCAACCAUUACCAACCAGGCGGUUUGUUGUAUAUAUCAGAAAACCUGCGGCGCUACCACCCAAUACAAUAACACCUAUUUCUACAACUCCGGCUAUCCGGGUACCUACAGUGGCGGCGGCCGAUGUACCAUAGUGGUGCAACCCUGCGAUUCAAAUAUUUGUCAACUUAGAAUUGAUUUUCUUUCGCUACAAUUGGCUCCACCAAAUGGUGAUGGUUUCUGUUUGACCGAUUCUCUACAGAUAACGGGCGGUUCGUCGCGUGUACCAGCCAUAUGUGGUGAUAAUUCAGGACAACAUGUUUAUGUAGAUUUCAAUGGUGAAUCACCCAUAACCAUUUCAGUAGCCACCUCCUCCAGUUAUACCUUCAAUCGUCAGUGGCAAUUACAAAUAGCACAAUUAGCAUGUGCCUCACCCACACUGGCGCCCUCCGGCUGUCUGCAAUACUAUAUGGAGGACAGUGGCACCGUACAGAGUUUCAAUUAUGGUUCGGCGGCCAGUUCUUUACCCAAUUCGAUUGGUGUGCCGGGUAGUAGACAAAUAGCUAAUCAUCGUUAUGGCAUUUGUAUACGUAUGGGUGCAAAUAAAUGUUCUAUAACCUGGAGCCAAGUAGACUCGGAUGCCUAUUCCUUUACUCUCACCAAUGAUGUGGGUGCUGUAGAUCCUUCACUCUUGGCCACGGAGGCAGUACAAAGUCAAGAAUGUACCACCGACUUUGUUAUCAUACCAAAUCCCACACAAAAUGGUAACACCUUACCCAGUGAUCGUUUUUGUGGUUUGGGUUUGGUAUCCACCACCAGCUCUACCAAACCUUUUGUUUUGUAUGUCGUUACAGAUGACAAUGAGGAUUUCGAUAUAUCAAAUCGUGGAUUUUAUCUUUCGUAUUCACAAAGUGGCUGUCCGGUUAUAUGAUGAGAUUGCUGCAGUGUUUUUUUUAUACAAAUCAUUAUUUUUUUAAUGACUGAGGAAUUUAUAGGUUGAGAGCUUUAAGACGAUUUAUUAACAACAAAUUAAAAAUAAAAAAAAAAAAACAGUGGAAAAUAAAAUAACAAAUGUACUUA
Molecule: messenger RNA, 1428 nt
Organism: Lucilia sericata (common green bottle fly)
Lineage: Eukaryota; Metazoa; Arthropoda; Insecta; Diptera; Calliphoridae
Exons: 3
Coding region: 104-1279 (391 amino acids)
Source: RefSeq, a predicted model, not a curated record